Pristis pectinata (smalltooth sawfish) is the source of this 1972-nucleotide messenger RNA. It is a transcript of the gene mrps15, whose product is annotated as mitochondrial ribosomal protein S15. The record is from RefSeq and is a predicted model, not a curated record. Gene Ontology annotation, molecular function: structural constituent of ribosome. Bases 84 to 845 code for a protein of 253 amino acids. The transcript has 8 exons. Gene Ontology annotation, cellular component: ribosome. Gene Ontology annotation, biological process: translation. Lineage: Eukaryota; Metazoa; Chordata; Chondrichthyes; Rhinopristiformes; Pristidae.
CUCCCGCCACCCCACGUGGUACACGCCGCCGGCCCUGACGCUUCCCCACGACGUUCGCCGAGUGGCGCCGCCGAUGAGGCCGGAUGCUGCGGAGGGCGGUGUGCGCGGUACUGGAGCCCGCGGCUCAGGGCCUGGCCCUGUGCGGCGGUCGGGCCGGCCGUCCGCUCCACUGCCUGGCUAGGGCAGCGGCCGACGGCCUGGGGCGGCGGCUGGCUGCGGGCUGGGAGCCGGCCGGCCGCCGUCUCGCCGCGGUGUCGAGGAGGCCGCCAGAAUUUCCCAGCCAGUUGGAUGAUCUGGCACCAACCAUGUUGAAGAAAAACUACAGAGACUUGGAGGCAAUAAGCAAGACUGAUGUAGUAGUUCAAAGGCUGCUCUCACUGGAAAUGGCAAGUCAUAAGGAGAAGCUGCAGUUGAAGACGAGCCUGCUGGUAGAGAAGGUGCGGAGGAGUCCCAAUGACGUUGGUUCCACUGAGGUCCAAAUUGCCAUCUUAACAGCAAAAAUUCGGAAUUACCAGGAUCACCUGCAGAUCCACAGAAAGGAUAAGACCAACAAACGAUAUAUGCUGCUGGCAAUCGACAGGCGGAAGAAGCUGCUGAAGUACCUCCGGCGGACACGCUAUGAAGUUUUCGAAAAUGUUUGUGCACAGCUGGGCAUUCAGUACACCUUUCCCCCUGAGUAUUACAGGAAGGCAACACGGCGCUGGGCUGCCAAGAAAGCUUUGUGCAUAAAGGUUUUCGAGGAGAUGAAGAGGAUCCGUGCUGCCGAACGGCAGAAGCGCAAAGCCGCAGCUGCAGAGAAAGCCCAGUCUAUCAGCAGAGAAGUGAGUGAAGGUACCCCUGUGUGAUCAGGAGUGCACACUGCUGGCUGGUAUCUGUCGUGUACAACAGUUGUCUUUUGAUGGAAGAAGCCAGAACUUCAAUGUCCAAUUAAUAAAUAUUUAUCUUUUCAAAUUCCUUGUACUCUUUGAAAACUUUGAAAAAUCUGAAUCUUAUUGGUUAUUGUUAUGACUAUGCUGAAGCCUACUGAUACCAGUAGAUGGAUGUAGUGCAUCUAAAGUCUAUGUUGUCAGUUCGUUAACAUGGUUUGUAUAACUGCCACUUCCUGAUUCUUCUCCAAUCUACUUGCACCCCACACUCAGCGUCAAGCUGGCUCAUCUUUUGAUACCCACACCGAUGGAACAUCACUGGUCAUUGAAGAGGCUAAAUCAAAACCAUGUUUUGGUAUUGGUUUAUUAUUGUCACUUGUACAGAGGUACAGUGAAAAGGUUGUCUUGCACACCAUUUGUACAGAUCAAUUCAUUAAACAGUGUAGUUACAUUGAGUUAGUACAGAGUGCAUUGAGGUAGUACAGGUAAAAACAAUAACAGCAAAGAAAAUGUUACAGCUACAGAGAAGUGCAUUGCAGGUAGACAAUAAGGUGCAAAGUCAUAACAAGGUAGAUUGUGAGGUCAAGAGUCCAUCGUAUCGUACUAGGGGACUGUUCAAUAGUCAUUUCACAGUGGGAUAGAAGCUGUGCUGGUGGUAUGUGCCUUCAGGCUCCUGUAUCUUCUGCCUGAUGCGAGAAGAGAGAAUGGCUCGGGUGGCUGGGGUCUUUGAUUAUGCUGGCUGCUUUGGAGUACAGCGGGUCAGCCCUGAGAUGGCUGCAGAAACUGGAUAGAAUAACAGGAUAGAACUUGCUGUCAGCAGUGCUGCUUGCUACUGACCCAUGUGGUAAGAAUGCACUCAUCUUUGAUGCACUGCAGCCAACUUGUGUUGGGUGCAAUGUAAUGCCCUUGUUUAGGGUGUGGGCAGCAUUUGGGCAAAAAAAAACCUCUGAAAUGUUUAAAACCAGCUAAGCCAUAGUCUAACUUUGUCAGCUGUCAGCCCCAAUGAAGUCUUGAAUGUUUAUGAAUGUCCUUGAGAAAAAUGUUCAAAACCUGUCAAAAAUAAAUGUACAAAAAAAAAUACUUUUUAUAAAAAGCAAGCUAAAGUA